This is a messenger RNA of Anisakis simplex (herring worm), 300 nucleotides long. The record is from the annotation of a GenBank genome assembly. Lineage: Eukaryota; Metazoa; Nematoda; Chromadorea; Rhabditida; Anisakidae.
AUGAAUUAUUUACGUAGAUGGACGUUCAAAAAGAAGCAUGAGAGGAAGACAUUCCAACAGAAUCCAAACGAAUGUGGCUUGAAAGACUGGCAGAUUGUAACUUAUGAAAACGGCAAACAGAUGGCUGAUGUUAAGGUUACUCUGAAUGGCAUCGGACGCGUGACCUAUAUGGUAGGUGAUGACUUGAAACCUGUACAAAAGGAUCGUCAAGGUGCGAUGUGCACUGGUCAAUGUGCUCCGUUGGCAAGCCCGGUGCAGCACAGAAAGAUUUCACCCGCAACCACGCCGAAGCCUAAAUAA